Messenger RNA from Centropristis striata (black sea bass), 3401 nucleotides. RefSeq names its product stonustoxin subunit alpha-like. Gene Ontology annotation, molecular function: protein binding. The record is from RefSeq and is a predicted model, not a curated record. Bases 118 to 789 code for a protein of 223 amino acids. The transcript has 4 exons. Lineage: Eukaryota; Metazoa; Chordata; Actinopteri; Perciformes; Serranidae.
GGUGAAGACGGCGAGUCAAACUAAAUGAGAGCAUUAAAAGAUUGUUUUCAUGAAUUAAAACAGAGAUAAAGCUGCCAGAGUCGACUCACCUUUACUGGAUUCAAGUUUUAAUCAGCAAUGGAAGAGAGGGACGGAGCUGCACCCCCUGUCUCAAUGGAAAUCUCAGUACAAGAUCAGCAAGUUCCCCCGCCCAGUCCCGAGUCCUCACCUGCUUCUGCAGAUGAUCUACUGACAGAUGAACCUCAGACUAGAGCAGACUUCUUACAAUAUUAUGUUUACCUCACCCUAGACCCAAACACAGCAUACAGAGAGCUGGUUCUGUCUGAGAGCAACAGAAAGGCGGAGCACACACUUUUAGUCCAGGACUACCCCGAACACCCAGACCGGUUCUCUCACCUCUACCAGGUGCUGUGUAAGGAGGGCCUGUCUGGACGCUGUUACUGGGAGGUGGAGUUCGAAGAUUCUGUUGAAGUGGCGGUGUCUUACAAAGAUAUCGGCAGAUCCGAUUACUAUCACGAGUGUGCGUUCGGCUGUAACGACAAAUCCUGGAGCUUAGACAUAAACCCGAACAACAGAUGUUUCAGACACAAUGAUGAGGAGACCGAGGUGCCGGAGCCUCAGUCCUCAAGAGUCGGUGUGUACCUUGAUUAUAAGAAAGGAAGUCUGACCUUCUACUGCGUCUGUGACACAAUGAUGCAGCUGAUGCACAGAGAAGAAACCACGUUCACAAAGCCGCUCUACCCUGGGCUGUAUGUCGCAUUCACCGCACAGCUGUGCGACCUUGAGUAGAAGUUCAACCAAAAACUGGCCUGCAGCAAUCUAUUUUUCUCGAAUGUGCAAUAUCUGUCAAAUACAAAAUACUCUCAGGAAAAAGACAAAAACAAAGCAAACAAAAAAAGGUGCAAAUAAUUAAUUCAUAUAAUGUAUGUAUGUGUAUAUGUCUUAAAUUGUAAUUCUUGCUUCUUCUUUUAUUUAUCUCUAGACCUUUUAAACUCCCCCCUCUUUAUCUUAAGCUGCUGUGAUGACUGAAAUUCACUGCACUGCUGGAUAAUUAAAGUCUUAUCUUAUCUUAAGUUAUCCAUUCUGCCACAUAGAUGCCAUUUGAGAUGCCCAAAUGCUAGAUAAACAUGAUAAAGGGCCCUUUAAAAAUGCCCUUCCAGUGGAUAAAAAGUAAUUCUGUGGGCUGCCCUACAUGCUAAAAACGGUCUCCGCAUUGGUGCCCCACCACAUGCAGCAGGUGCCCAUUUUAUUUUUGUUGCCCCUGUCCCUCAGACAGCCUGCAUCCACCACUGCAUGACUGCAAAUCUGGGUCCACUGGUGAUAAUUCACAGCAGCAGAGAUGAGCUUUUAUUGCUUUCAGAAGGAGUGGGAAUGACACAAAAUAGUGGUGCCCCAAUGAGAUGAAAUCACUUAGAGCAAAUCAAGUCAUAUCAUUUAUUAUAAUUAAUAAUUAUUUAUGAUAAUUAUUAAUAAUUCUGAUAGCCAUCUAACCACACUUUUGAACCGUGACAUCCACACAAGCAUUGCUCAGGUUCAUCCUUACAUAUAUGAUAUCCUUAUGGGAGGGAUAGCAUUUAUUAUAACGCCCUUUUAUUUACAUAUUUGACGCCCUGUGUAAGGUAUCAUUUAUUCAUUAAAGAGGCAUCCUUAAUUCCCAACAUACCUCCAAAACCCCACAUCCUAUUUACCCUCACUCUCCCCCUAUCGACAAACUCGAAGACCCACCGACUGCCACCUCCCCCACCAUCCCUCUGACUCCCACCUCGGCUAUCAACAUCCCCAUCUACAAACCCAACUAUCACCUUGUCCGACCCAACAAGAAAGUCCAGGACUGGUUUUUCAGAUGCCGAAAACCCAUUGUCAUUCUCGGAGAUUCCAACAUCAAUCGAAUCACAGGCCACAACAACGCCCACAUACAACUUGACAGCUACCCAGGUGCCAAUGCAUAGCAUUUCCUUAAGAUCUGUGAAAAAUCCCUCUUUUCAAUUGGUAUCAACAAUAAAGAUCAGGACCCCAGGCAAACAACCAUCAAACAACUUAAAGCCCUCUUCCGUCUAUGUAAGUCAACCUUUCCCAAUGCAGACAUCUAUUUUCCGAUCAUGAUCAUUAUUAUUAUUAUCUCACACUCACACAACAAACUAACCUCAAACUCAUCAACAACACCAUGGCUACACACUUCCCAUUUCUCACAGAUUUCCACGACACAUUUUUUACAGAAAAGGACAACAUUAACUGGACCACUGCUACUGCUGAGGCUAUCUUUGAGAAUUGAUGUCAUCCCCUAAAUUUAAACUAAACAAUAAACCCAACCAGGACAACCACUCACAAACCACACAUAUUCAGGACCUGGGUGUAAUGCCCCGUCUAAUAUAUUGAAUCUGGCCACCCUUUUCACUCCAUCUACUUCACAGAUAUCCCUACUGGAGAAGGGUCUCUCCUUCAUUCUACGCCCCACUAAAUUGGACCGGGAGGAACUUCAAAGGGACCUACAUAAUUUCCAUAGCUGAUUGAAACUCAGAGAUUAUUUCCACCCCAAUACAAAUCACCAACACAUUCCAUUCACUCACCGCUCACAUUGGGAACCGGACAAUGAUGUACUUAAGCACCAGCUCACAAAAACCAUCAUCGCCAAUAGACAGACCCUGCAAUGAUAUCGGCCCUCGGCAGAUGUCCCGGACAAUCUGUCGGAGGGCGAGCGGAGGCCUGUUAGAAAUAAUCUGUUAUUCUGUCUCUGUUUUCUGUCUCUGUUUUCUUUCUCUGUUGUUUGUCUCUGUGUAUUGGGGUCACUAUCUGUGUGACGAAGGUCUCUAUCAAAUGCAUGCGUAAUUCACUAACUUUGUGUGUGCCCUCUCUCUUUGCAAUUAUGGAUUAAUCAUGCAAUAUGCUUUUGAUACAAUGACUAUGAUUGUGUGUUAAUAUUGGUCUAGAAACUGUGAUUACUUAUAUACAUAUAUUCCAUUUGCUUAAACUGAUUAAGAUUCUAUAAUCACAAAAAAUUAUAUUUUAUGUUUCAUAUUUUAGAUUUCAUGUGGACAUUGCAAAAUCUGUGUCUCAAAUAAUAUCUCUGUAAAUCAUAACAAGGCAGGAAGUUUGUUUUAACAAGUUUUGAUAACAGGUCAGGACACGGACUUGGUGUCCUGGGCAGAGGAGAUUACUGUUUUCUCUGCUUGGUGACAUGACGUGUCCACGUAUGCAAAAAACUGACAAAUCAGCGGUUCGAGAGGGAUCCUUCUUCUGGAAACCUUCUGGAGAGAUUCUACCGACAUUAUCAGAUGAAAAAAACUGGUUUCAGGGACAGAAGGGGGGUCCAACCUCCAUGAACUGACCAGCCUGUCAUGUCAGGGAUGUGUGGAUUGAACCCAGGGAGUCUGUAACUGCACAUUUCUUGACGUAUUGUAAUA